CCGGUUUGGGCUUUCGAGGUUUUCGCCACGUUCCACUUCGCUUGACAUUUUGCACUUCAUUCAGCAGAGGACACCGCCGACGACCCUUCAGCGGCUGCUUCUAUAACCUAGGAUAACGGGCUCGUUGUAGACCUGGACAGGCUAGCUUGGAAAUACGUGCUACCCUUCAGUCGUGAUCUCGGAAGGAUUUCGUGAGAGUUUCGGCCGAGUCGUAAAGCGACUAUAGCGACCGCAGUUUCGCGAAGCUUGUACUUGACGAGCCCCUGUACUGGAGUGUACUGGAGACUCAUUAUUCUUCCCGCGAAAGCCUCACUGUUUUUGGAACGAAAUUCAGCAUGUUUUCGUAUCGUAUGGGACUCUCAAGCCGGCCCGACGCGGCUAUAAGUCGCCAUGUGGCAACCGCUGUUGGACGGGCGCUGCGAGCAAACGCUGUUAGCAUAGGUCGAACCUCGCCAUUCGCCCGGGAAGCUGCGUUCUAUGCACAGCACCAAACGAGGGGCCCAGCUUCAGUUCGGACGUUUGCGUCGAGUGUCCGAGUCGAAUCGAUACCGCGGGGGGACCGGAGCUCAGCUUCGCAAAUAAGCAGUCUUUUUACUAUACCGACCUCCUUGAGAUUGUUGCGGGAGCCAGAAACGGUGGCUCCCGUUGGUCAGAGUCAGGCCCAUAAACAGGAGACUCCGGUCGAAAAGGCCAUUCGGGAAGCAAAGAGCGAGCAGCUCGCUGCUGCGUCCAAUGCUCUAGGGCCCACCACGGAAGGCGCCGCAGUACCUGUGCAAUCUGCUCCCAAGAAGUCAAUAUCUGUGCGAAUAAAAGAAGAGCUGCUCCAUUACUGGCAUGGAACCAAGCUUCUCGGGACAGAGAUCAAAAUCUCCAGUAGGCUGCUGGUGAAGCUGUUGAAUGGGCAAGGACUGUCCCGGAGAGAGCACAGACAGUUGAAGCGCACGACCAGUGACUUAUUACGACUGGUGCCUUUCAUCAUCAUUCUCCUGAUCCCUUUCAUGGAACUCGCUCUUCCAAUUCUACUGAAGCUAUUCCCCAAUAUGCUGCCCAGUACAUUCGAGAGCAAGUUCCAAGAAGAAGAGAAAAAGAAGAAGAUCUUAAAGAUGAGACUGGAGAUGGCGCGCUUCUUGCAGGACACCGUUGAGGAUGUUACGGUUUCUGGUAGUUCUGCUGCUGCCGCCGCAAAGGAGUUCACUGAGUUCUUCAACAAGUGCCGAACAAGCGCACAACCGGCUUCAUCCGAGGAGAUUUUACGAAUUGCGAAGAAGUUCCCAGACGAGUUGACCCUCAGCAAUCUGUCUCGGCCACAACUCGUCAGCAUGGCCAAGUAUAUGAACAUUCAAGCAUUCGGCACAGACAGCUUCCUUCGCCACCAAAUUCAGCGACGACUCAACUACCUGGAGCAGGACGACCGAGUCAUUAUUGCAGAAGGCGGAGCAGAGAAGUUGUCGCUACCUGAACUGCAGCAAGUCUGCAUCUCUCGCGGUAUCAGGACGACGGGCGUGUCACCUGCUCGCAUGAGGGCAGAGCUAGAACAAUGGCUUGACCUUCACGUCAACCACAACAUCUCCUCGUCUCUCUUAAUCCUCAGCCGCGCUUUCCAACUGAGCGAUCGCAUUCCGACCGAUAAAGAUGCGGCGUUGAAGGGCAACGCGGAAGCUUUGCAGGCUACGUUGUCGUCUUUGCCGCAUCAAGUGGUGAACGAGGCUCAGUUGCAUAUUUCUGAGGCCGAAGGGUCAGCCACGUACAAGCAGAGGCUGAGCGUGUUGCAAGAACAGGAAGAACUGAUACAGGACGAAUUGGAGCAGGAAGCGGCCAUCGCUGAGGCCAAGAAGGCCAAAGAGGAGGAAGAAGCGGCUCUGAAGCGCGCGAAGGAAGAACAAGAGGCUGCUGAGCAGUUGCCUUUGGUCGAGCAAGUUCGCACAAGACAAACGGAACAUCAGGCACAGACCAUCAUUGAGGAGGAGGACGCUCUUCAUAUGACUGACGAGGAACUGACACGGUUGAGUCAAGUACUGAAAGUUAUCACCAAUCCGUCCGCCGUGGAUGACAUCAGAGCUCCCCUUGCACAAUUGAAGGAAGAGCGUAGGGAGUACAAAGAGCAUCUAACGCAACCCUUAAAGGACGUUGAGGAGCUAAAACAGGUGACGCAAAAAGAAACCGCCAAAUCAACUAACGAGAUCGGGGACCGUAUCGACAAAAUGGUCUCCAGGCUCGAAGCCGAUUGUGCCAAAUACGACUUGGAACACGGAUCGAAUCUCAACCUCGUCCGACCCGACUCCCAGGGUAAAAUCACCAUCGCGGAACUGGAACAGGCGAUCCAACUCAUUCGCGACCACCCUGAUGACGAGAGGAUCAAGCGGAUCGUCAUGAAGCUUGACGCGGACGGCGAUGGGGUUGUGGCCAUGAGCGAAAUUUUGUUCUUGGCUGAGGAAGCCGAGAAGGAAGGGCACGGGGAGACGGCAGGCGCUAUUAAGCGGGUUGCCGCCCGUGGGAAGAAGGUUGCGGAAGAGGCUGUAGAGCAGAUUAGGGAGAUUCAGCACAAUGUUGCGGUGGAUGAGUUGGCUGCGAUGCAUGAGGCCACGAAGGUUGAAGAUGAGGAUACCCCGAAGCCUUCGAUUGCCAUUCCUGCUCCCAAGCCGGCCGCGACGUCUGAGAAGACGGGGCCUUGA
Molecule: messenger RNA, 2672 nt
Organism: Fimicolochytrium jonesii
Lineage: Eukaryota; Fungi; Chytridiomycota; Chytridiomycetes; Spizellomycetales; Powellomycetaceae
Product: LETM1-like protein-domain-containing protein
Exons: 6
Coding region: 336-2672 (778 amino acids)
Biological process (GO): intracellular monoatomic cation homeostasis
Cellular component (GO): mitochondrial inner membrane
Molecular function (GO): ribosome binding; calcium ion binding
Source: RefSeq, a predicted model, not a curated record